Suillus discolor is the source of this 1620-nucleotide messenger RNA. Its product is annotated as amino acid/polyamine transporter I. The transcript is spliced from 15 exons. Gene Ontology annotation, biological process: transmembrane transport; amino acid transport. Gene Ontology annotation, cellular component: membrane. Gene Ontology annotation, molecular function: transmembrane transporter activity. Bases 1 to 1620 code for a protein of 539 amino acids. The record is from RefSeq and is a predicted model, not a curated record. Lineage: Eukaryota; Fungi; Basidiomycota; Agaricomycetes; Boletales; Suillaceae.
AUGGCUACAAGGACUACUGCAGCCUCCAAGUUACACUUACAACCAAACGUGGACGACUCCGAGGAGAUUCUUGCCAAGUUGGGAUACAAGCAGGAGUUUCACAGGGCAUUCACUCCACUAGAGGUGUUUGGAGUUGCAUUCAGCUAUAUAGGGCUACUCCCUUCUAUAGCAUCGGUGCUCUUCUAUGCCGUCCCAAAUGGCGGGCCUCUCGCGAUGGUCUGGGGGUGGGCGAUCGCCAGUGGUUUUAUCAUGUGCAUUGGACUAGCAAUGGCAGAACUCGCGUCAGCGGCGCCUACUUCCGGUGGUCUAUAUUAUUGGACUUACUCACUUGCCUCUCCACGGCGUCGCAAUUUUUUGGCAUGGAUAGUUGGCUAUUCAAAUACCAUACAGUCCAUCACAGCAGUCGCUUCUGUGGACUGGGCUUGCGCAAUUCAGAUCACUGCAGCAGUCGGUAUCGCUUCUGACCAGGCGUAUGCAACGACCAACGAGCAGCUCUACGGCAUAUAUGCAGCGUUGGUGUUAUCACAUGCCAUCCUCGUUAGCCUUGGUACCAAAUUCUUGGCAAGACUGCAGAGAUUAUACAUCUUGUUGAAUGUGUGCCUCUGCUUCAUAGUCAUCAUUGUGCUCCCGAUCGCAACGCCAUCGCAAUACCGAAACAGCGCGAGUUUUGCGCUAGGGAGCUUUACAACUUUGGACGGCUGGCCAUCAGUGUUUGCAUUCAUUUUGAGCUUAAUGGCUCCUCUGUAUACAAUAGGGGGUUAUGAUUCUAGCGUGCAUAUGAGCGAGGAAGCCUCAAAUGCCGCUACCGCGAUACCAUGGGCAAUUAUUAGUUCCAUUGCCAUGUCAGCCAUCCUUGGCUGGGGAGUCAACGUCUCUCUUGCCUUUUGCAUGGGCACUGACCUCAACGCCAUCCUAACUAGUCCCAUAGGCCAGCCCAUGGCGCAGAUCUUGUAUAAUUCACUCGGAAAGAGUGGAGCCUUAGCUCUCUGGUGUUUCGUUAUUUUAGCGCAGUACAUGAUGGGGUCCAGCUGUCUCCUGGUCGGCUCUCGCCAGACCUUUGCAUUUGCUCGCGAUGGAGCCCUCCCAUUUUCACAGUAUCUAUACCAGAUCAAUGGCUAUACAAGAACACCAGUUAAUACAGUCUGGUUUGACGCUGCCCUUGCUCUCGCAAUCGGACUUUUGGCGUUUGCAGGCACUCAGGCUAUCGAUGCGGUAUUCACAAUUGCUGUCACCGCAUCAUAUGUCUCUUACAUAACGCCAAUCGCGACUCGCUUUGUGUUCAAGAACGAUUUCAAACCUGGCCCAUUUAAUCUUGGGAGACUGAGUUUUCCUAUCGCUACGAUCGCUGUAUCGUGGAUGGUCUUCAUGAUCAUCAUUUUCUUCUUCCCUUCCACCGCGCAAAUAAAUGCCCAGGCGAUGAACUAUACAGUCGUUGUCCUGGGAGGAUACAUGUCGCUUUCUGUUUUCUGGUAUUACUGCCCAGUAUAUGGUGGUGUGCACUGGUUCAACGGACCUAAAUCCAACUUCGCACCUGCUAUCAAAGGUGGAGAUGAGGAUUCGGUGUGUGCGAGGAAGGAAAAUCGUGAUACAGAUCUUUCUGGAUCAGCAGUAGAUUCAUAA